GAAUGCCGCGAUAGUCGCCGCCCGACGGAGGAGCUUUUUAGUAGCCGACGGUCCCAUUUUCUCAGUCCAUCGGAACUGCCCGCGCUGCGAGCUAUUCUUUCACCAGAGGACAACGCACUACCAGGACGAAAGGGCGAUACUUCCCUUGAGUGGCUUGAUCUAGUUGAGAUGUAUUCUCGCUGUGACCUGACUAAGGAGACCGACAAGCUGAUAGCCCUGACUGGUAUCGCCUCGAAGAUCCACACCAGGACGGGGCAGAAUUGGUGCGCCGGCAUCUGGAAGGAUUUUGUAUGUCAAGGGCUACUCUGGUUGCCCACAAAUGAUGAACUAUCGCCUCCCUCUGUGGCACGAGCACCAUCCUGGUCUUGGGCAUCUUGGGAUGGCGCCAUUCAGUUUCCUUUAGCCGUCCGAGAGAACGGCUUUCGCCCAAGGUGCGAGUUCGUCAGCUUGGAGACCCCUGAUAAGGAUCAGGUCGCCUGGCUUAAUGGUGUCGGCUCCCUGACACUCCGUGGCAGGUUACUCGCGGUAUCGAGCCUUACGUACGCGCAUACAGCCCAACUAGGCCCUGGACCCCCACGCAAGGGCGACAUUACCUCCGGUGGCCCUGAUUUGCCGCUCAUAUCUCUGAGGAGUUAUGUCCUCGUACACAGCCUCUACAUUGCCCAGCCCUAUGAACUGAGGCAGGCCGCCAUUGGGUGGAUUGCUCAUGAUCGUGCCGGGCACACGGCCUUCGACUAUUUACCCCCCGGAAGUUUUAUGAUGCCAAUGGCCACGCCCGGAUUUUGGGGAGAACAAUCCAUACCACACAAGCCAGCGAUAUGGUUUCUGAUACUGGGCACGCACGAAAGUGUGCCCGAGCGAGACAAACACCAAAGAUAUCUAUCCUCGUUCGCGCCCGCUGCCCCGCCACCCGAAGUAGCCUUCUUAGGUAUCUUCCUCGAGUCCCCUAUUGGAGAGAAGUCUGGGGUUUAUAGACGUAUCGGCUUUGGGCAGCUGUCGCGCCGUUUUGUGGAGUCGGAAAUAUCGCGAACCUCACAAGUAACACCACGAGGACGUCGCUUUCGGGGGAGAGGUGGUCGAUGGUCUCAUGCUGUUUCUGCUUCAUCGCAACCCUCAGUGGACUCGUGCACCAAAGAUGUGGAUGCCAAUGAAACGCACAAACGUAGAGCUGGACGUGGCUCUCAAACAAAGUGGAUCGACGAUGUGUUUGCGAAGGACCUGACCAUAGUGACGAUUGUAUGAUCGCCUGGGUGUGGAGCUUCUCGCGAACGCAAAUCUUGCUCUCUCCGGCGGCGCUCGGUGACGACCAUUGAGUGCAUUAACACAUAUCUGCCAUCUCCAUAUCAUGGGGCCGCCGGAUGGAAUACCGCGGCUGUGCCGUUGACCAAAGAGGCUUUACGUUGCGUGGCUGCUUGGACUUGCUUCCCUGGUUUAGGUGCUCAACUCUGCGCUGCCCGUACUACAAGGUACACUGCAUUACAAAUCGAACUUCGCUCCCAUAAAACGGAU
This is a messenger RNA of Trematosphaeria pertusa, 1509 nucleotides long. RefSeq lists its product as uncharacterized. Bases 169 to 1242 code for a protein of 357 amino acids. The transcript has a single exon. The record is from RefSeq and is a predicted model, not a curated record. Lineage: Eukaryota; Fungi; Ascomycota; Dothideomycetes; Pleosporales; Trematosphaeriaceae.